This is a messenger RNA of Punica granatum (pomegranate), 420 nucleotides long. The record is from RefSeq and is a predicted model, not a curated record. NCBI's taxonomy places the organism in Eukaryota, Viridiplantae, Streptophyta, Magnoliopsida, Myrtales, Lythraceae.
AUGGAUUGCCUGGUCUCGCCUGCCGUCUCGAUUCUGAGAAGGCGGAGCUCGAGCAACUCCAGGCUCAUGAGUUACCGACCGCCGUCCGAUGACGAUGAUGAAGAAGGGACUCUCCUGCAAGGACCGGAGAUCGCGCGUCCCGUCAAGGUGGUGGUCGGGAAGGAGAAGAGGCAGUUCCUGGUGGACCCUUUCGUGUUAGACGAGGACCCUUUUCGGGUCCUCAUUGAUACCACUGAGGCGGCGCCAGACCGAAGCAAGAAGAAGGAGAAGCAGCGUGAGAAGAGGAAGAGGGAGGUCAUCUUCGUCGACGUGGACUCGAUCCUCUUCGAGCACAUGCUGUGGCUGAUGCGGAACGAUUCACAUUCUCUUUCGCAGCUCAACGUCGAGGAGAUCAUGGACUUCUACGCUCAAGAUUAUUAG